Messenger RNA from Entrophospora candida, 1059 nucleotides. The record is from the annotation of a GenBank genome assembly. NCBI's taxonomy places the organism in Eukaryota, Fungi, Glomeromycota, Glomeromycetes, Entrophosporales, Entrophosporaceae.
AUGCCAAGUGCCGGGGUCAAAAUAUACAUCGGCAAUCUGCCAGAUAAUUCAAAUCAAGAAGAUAUCAAGGAUCACUUUUCGAAAUAUGGUACUGUACUUAACAUGGAACUUAAAGGAAACUACGGAUUCAUUGAAUAUGAAGAUCGUCGCAUGUGUGAAGAAGCUAUCAGUCAACUACAUGGUACAGAAUUCAAAGGUUCUCAACUUCGUGUAGAAUUUGCUCACGGCGAAAAAAAUGGAAACAUUAAUUUUAAUAAGUACAAAGAAAGCAAAUCUAGUGACACAUGUUUUAAAUGCGGACAAGUUGGUCAUUGGGCAAGAGAAUGUCAUAGAAGAAAUUCUGAUGCAUUUAAACAAUUGAUGUCAUUUAGUAGUAACGUUCGUGAGUUUGGAUCUCGUAAACCUGGUGGUAAUCGUUAUGAAGAUCGUCGUAACAAUGAAACAUACACUAGAGAGCCAUACAACAACAGAGAUAACCGAGAUAAAUAUGAUAGAGAUGAACGAUAUCCUCCUCCACCUCCUCUUGAACGUGGUGGAUAUGAACGUCCUUAUGAACGUUAUGGAAGAGGCGAGCCACCUGAUGUUGAGUACAGAAGAGAGUAUCGAAAUUAUGAUAGACCUUAUGAUCGAGAAAGAGACAACAGACCCUAUGAUAGACCUUAUCCGGAACGUGACUAUGAGCGCUAUAACAGAGAUAACUAUGAGAGACCACCUUUACCACCUCCAGAUGUUCCUCCAUAUCCUCCUCGAGGUAGAACCGGUUCUCCACCGCCGCCGCCACCACCUCCUCCACGUAGAGGUAGUUAUGACAGGGGAAUAAGAUAUCCACCUGAUCCAAUGUUUGGUCCACCAUCCAUCAGACCACCACCAUCUCCUCGUGGUCCUGUUUACAGACGACGUUCUAUGAGUCCUAUAAGGGGUCCAGGUAGCGGUGGUAGUGGUGGUAGAGCCCCACUUAUUUAUUCAAGUCGCCCACCUAGAUCACCUAGUCCUCCUAUACCUAGAAACAUUCCUGCUAGACGUGGCGGUCCAAGAACUCCAACAUCUCCUAGUCAUUAG